AUGAACGGAUUGAAUCGCCAACUCAUCACCAUUAUAAUUGUUGAGAGCUGUAAGCAGCGAACUGCUUCACUGAGCUUGUAUUUGUCUAUUCUUCCAGAGAAGCCGGAAGAAAAAGGCCACUCAGAUGAAUACGAGGACUGGGUAGACUCCCCUGACGACGACCUCUUGGAAGAAGAUGAAGGCGUUGCUCCGUUGGAUGAUGACGAUGACUAUGAUUACGAUGACGAUGGCGACGACGACGCUGAUGACGAUUACUAUGAAGACUAA
Messenger RNA from Ogataea angusta, 267 nucleotides. RefSeq lists its product as uncharacterized. The transcript has 2 exons. Lineage: Eukaryota; Fungi; Ascomycota; Pichiomycetes; Pichiales; Pichiaceae. The record is from RefSeq and is a predicted model, not a curated record. The coding region runs from base 1 to 267 and encodes 88 amino acids.